GUGCCGACGACAAAAUUUACGUACAGAUAUAUUACUGACGUGUCCACGAAAAGGAGACUACUUCAAGGGUUUAUGAUUAUUCUCGUUUUAUAUAAGUGGAAAGCAACUGUGUCCGACGGAUCGUGGUGUUAAUCGUAAAGCGACUUGUUAGAACCAAGCAACGAAAUUAUGGCUACGAUGAUAAACACGUUCGUGAACGCUUUCUCCAACAGACUCGAAGCACCGGUCAGGCAACAUUUGAAAAAUGUUUACGCCUGCCUGUCCUUGUCGACAGUCACGGCCGCGGCAGGAGCCUGUGGCCACCUCUACACAGACCUCCUGCAGGCUAACAUGCUGACGACCCUUGGCUCGAUCGCGUUGCUCCUUCGUUUGUCAACUUUGCCGGAUAAUGGGAAAAAUCCGAAAUUACGAUUAUGCUACCUGUUGGGAUUCGCAUUUCUGUCCGGUAUCGGGUUGCAUCCUUUGCUUGAGCUGGUCGUUACUGUCAAUCCGAGUAUCAUAGUAACUGCAUUAAUGGGAACAACUGUUGUAUUCGUAUCGUUCAGUAUCUCGGCUCUUCUGGCCGAACGAGGCAGUUGGCUAUACCUGAGCGGUACCUUAGUUAGCUUGCUGAAUGUUCUAGUUAUGUUGGCAUUCGUCAACGCCUUCCUACACUGGUCCAUACUGUACGAAAUUGAUUUGUACGCUGUAUUGUUCUUGGUGUGCGGUUUCGUUAUUUACGACACCCAGUUGAUCAUCGAGAAAUUCCACGCGGGCAGCAAAGAUUUUGUUCUGCACUCCUUUGAUCUCUUCAUUGAUUUCCUUACUAUUUUCCGUCAGCUUCUUAUCAUCCUCACAAAAAAGGAGUUAUCAAAAGAACGCAAACAACGCAAAGAGUAAAGUGGGAACGAAGGAAAUUGUAAAAUAUCAUACCAUUCAAGUAAAUCCAUGAAUUAGAGGUCUUCAUUUAAUCUAUCCAUACGUAAUGCAUAUAUUUAUUACGAUAAAAUGAAUUUAAAAUAAUACAGCUUAUCCAUUACCGUCGAGACAAAUUUUAGGUACGCGUUGGCCGUAUAAACGCAAUAAUAAUAUUAAUUUCCAAUUCCUUAGUUAUCAUUUUCUUUUUCCUUUUUUUUUUUUUUUUUAAUUAUCUAUUAUCUACUAGAUUUAUAUACAUGUAUACAUAGACAUAAAUUUAUUGUACUAUAUUUUUAUCUUUCAAUAAACAAAAUUUCCCAGCGUUUCUGGGCUUUUCUUGAUCAGGCAAAGGUUAAUCACAACACGUUCCGUGCCAUACUUUGCGUAUAAACCACUUGGAAUUUUUCAUUCGAACCGAACAAAUUUCUAAAAAUUUAUUGCAAAGUCAUGCAGCGACGUUUGAAUCGCCAAAAAUUAGUCUGGCACGGAGCAUGUUAAACGCAGGAAAGGAAAUACCAAGAUGUCGUUACAGGACUAAAGUCUUAUUUAUUAAAAUUGUAACUUUACACGUAUGAUUAUUAUCAUUUACAUGCGUAUAGAAAACAAAAAUUACGCGUCACGCAUCGAUCUUUAUGAAUAUAAAAAAUGUACGAAGAAAUAAAUCGAUGAUAAUGGA
Molecule: messenger RNA, 1573 nt
Organism: Colletes gigas
Lineage: Eukaryota; Metazoa; Arthropoda; Insecta; Hymenoptera; Colletidae
Gene: BI-1
Product: probable Bax inhibitor 1
Exons: 4
Coding region: 169-879 (236 amino acids)
Biological process (GO): negative regulation of endoribonuclease activity; negative regulation of apoptotic signaling pathway; negative regulation of RNA splicing
Cellular component (GO): mitochondrial membrane
Molecular function (GO): enzyme binding
Source: RefSeq, a predicted model, not a curated record